Messenger RNA from Hordeum vulgare subsp. vulgare (domesticated barley), 2476 nucleotides. RefSeq lists its product as uncharacterized. The record is from RefSeq and is a predicted model, not a curated record. The transcript is spliced from 3 exons. Lineage: Eukaryota; Viridiplantae; Streptophyta; Magnoliopsida; Poales; Poaceae. Bases 1040 to 1936 code for a protein of 298 amino acids.
AAAAAAGAAAGAGGGUGAUGGGCUAGAUGGUUUGAGGUCAAAAGGGUAACCAGUUGGUCUCACACAUCAAGGUCCUUUCACGUGUCAUUUAAAACCAUUAUGUGGAUUUUUAUUUUGAUGGAAGUGUUAGAUUUAGAAUGAAAUUAAAUUAGUGUCAAAUAGGGAAUCCAAUAUUUUAGUUGUGUCAAAUAAGGAAUUGUGUCAGGAAAGAUACCACAUUCCCCUUUCCCCGUGCCUUCCUGCUUCAUCUCGGUCUUGGUGCCGUCGGGGUGGUGAGUCGCCGCUGCAACGCGCGCCUCCUUUCUCAGAUCCAUGACAUCAAAGAAAGCAACGGAUUGGCCCACCCAUGCGGCACGCCCUUCAGUCCACAGAUCCACCCAAGUGAGGAGGUUGCUGCAAUGGCCGGCCAUCGUCGCAGGGCGCGCCUCCUUUCAGAGAUCCAUGACAUUGAGGAGGGUGACGGACCUGCCCACCCACAUGGCAUGUGCAUUCGUCCCCAGAGCCAGGCCGGUGAGGAGGUUGGUGCCGUUGGAAUGGCCAGCCGCCGCUACAGCACACACCUCCUUUCUCAGAUCCACCCUAUUGAGAAGGGCAACGGAUUGGCCCACCCAAGCGGCACGCCCUUCCAUCCCCAGAUCCACCCAAGUGAGGAGGUUGCCGGAAUGUCCAGCCAUCGCCGCAACGCACUCCUUUCCCAGAUCCACGCCAUGGAGGCGCGUGACGAACUUGCCCACCCACGUGGCAUGUGCGUCCGUCCCCAGAUCCAGGUUGGUGAGGAGGUUAUUGGAACAACCCGCCGUAGACGUCGACACCAUCACGGCACCUCGUCGGAGGCACCCUCCUCCCUGCCCGACAACGACGAUAUACUCAGGGAGAUCUUUCUCCGCCUCCCCUCGGACCUGUACUCAUUCCCCCGAGCGUCUGCCAUCUGCAAGCGCUGGCGAGGCCUCCUCAUCAACCCAAGUUCCUCUGCCAGUUCUACGCACACCACCGCAAGCUGCCCCUUCUCGGCAUCUUCGAGAACUGCAGCAAGGAAGGUAUGGUGUUCACCCCCAUUCCGGCCCUAGUUGCUGACUGCAUCCCUCAGGAUCGCUUCUCCCUUGGACGCCCCCGAUUUACCUAUGUGCUCGACUGCCGCCACGGUCGUGUACUCAUCGAAGAUCUGGAGCAGAAAUACCUCAUUGUGUGUGACCCCAUCACAAGUGAAAAGUGUCGCGUGGCUCUUCCAUGCAAGUUCAAGUGGAGCUUCGUUGGAGCGGUGCUCUGCACAGCCGGCUACAAGGGGCACUCCAGCCCCUUCAAGGUGGUAUUGCUGUCUUGGGAUGGGGUGGAUAAUCAACUCCUUGCCUACGUUUACUCCUCAAUGACCGACACAUGGGGCAAUGUCAUAUCAGUUGAGGCUCAAGAUAAUAUUUAUUUUCAUGGUUGUCGUAGCACCCUUGUUGGCAAUAUCCUUUACUGGCCAUUUAUGAAUGGGAGAGGUACCAUACUUGAGUUUGAUUUGGACAGCCAGAACCUUACCGUGAUCAAGGGGCCUCCUGGUAUGAAUGAUUCUGGCAACUUUCAGACCAUCCAGGCAGAGGAUGACACUGUUGGUCUUGCCAUGUUGUCUUGCCAUAACCUUCAAAUGUGGCAGAGGAAGGUCAAUUGUCGAGGUGUUUCCGUAUGGUUGUUGCAGAAAACGGUUUCAUUGCACAAGCUUCUUAAGAUCCCUCCUCAGGACAAGAAAAGGAUGAAAUGGCAGGACAAAUUUCUCGGCUAUGAAGAGGACAACGAUGUAAUCUUUUUAUAUUGGUACAACACUGUCUAUAUGGUUCAACUCAAGUCAAUGCAAUCCAGGAAAUUUAAUGGAACCCGUUCCAGGGAGUAUAGGGAAUGUUGUUAUCCUUUCACGGGUUUCUUCCCAGCAGGUGAUUGUUACAAUUGUAGCACAUAGAAAUAAAGUUUGUUCACAAGAAGAGGAGAGGAUUAAGGCUUCACAUGGUGGCUCCCUUAACUAUGUGAAGAAAAAGAAAAAGGUUUUCCCACCUAAGCAGAAUUCUCCCUCAAAGCCACAGAACAAGCUCCAAGGCAAGGCUCCCGUUUAUUAUCAGCCAAAACCAAUAACAGUAGACAAGGACACUUGACUUGUAUGUACUGCAAGAAAACCGGGCACUACAAGAAGGAUUGUGCUGCCUGGCUAAAGGUCUUCAUGGCAAAGAGAGGGGUUCAGUUCGACGAGGACCAUGUGCCAAAACGAAAAAAAUAUUGAAGUCACAAAUGAUGUCCAAGCAGAAGUUGAAUCUGUAGGUGACGUCUCCUUGGAGCUAACCGAAGGAUUCAUGCUUUUGCUUAGUGAUGUUCUUUUUGUGCCUUCAUGUAAUAGGAACUUAAUAAGUGUGUCGUGCUUAGACAAAGACAAUUAUCAAUGUAUUUUUGGACAUGGUAAAUGUACCGUAUGGUACAAUAAUGAUUAUGUAGGCAAUGCCUUUCUUCA